Penicillium verhagenii is the source of this 1497-nucleotide messenger RNA. RefSeq lists its product as uncharacterized. Gene Ontology annotation, cellular component: RNA polymerase II transcription regulator complex. Gene Ontology annotation, molecular function: DNA-binding transcription factor activity; protein dimerization activity. Bases 1 to 1497 code for a protein of 498 amino acids. Gene Ontology annotation, biological process: positive regulation of transcription by RNA polymerase II. The record is from RefSeq and is a predicted model, not a curated record. The transcript is spliced from 3 exons. Lineage: Eukaryota; Fungi; Ascomycota; Eurotiomycetes; Eurotiales; Aspergillaceae.
AUGGACUCGGUCGCCCAUCGGCCAUGGGAGCAUGUGUCGUCCGGUCCUGCGACACCCGCGGCCUCGGCCCAAACCCUUCCCUCGAUCUCGACCCUCACAGCGAACAUGAACGGCGCAGGGCAUACCCAGGACAAAUCACCCGGCAAUUCGUCCUUGAAUACCAUUGAGCGAGAUUCAGGGAAUUGGUCCAUGCCACAGAGCACAAGAUCUUCCACCUACUCGACCACAACCAAUGGGACCGGGAACAACUAUCCCUCUCUGACCUUCCUGACCUCAACAUCCCAACCAUCCCCCAAUCGAGGACACAUUGCGCCGGACCGGUCACCAUACGGCCACGAGCAAUCCACAACUCCUUCUUCAGCCGGCGCGCAACAAUCCUCGCCCAAUUUCAAUUCGUCGCAACACAAUUCUGCUCUGCCUUCCAUCAACCAAAACUACGAUGCAUCAUCUCAACGAGGAAGUGUGAUUGAGAUUCCUGAGUCGAGACGCAGCAGUGUCGACAGCCGCAUGAACCAGGGCAUUAGUUCGCUGGCCAUCAACCCGGCCUCGCCAUACCAUAGCACCAAUGCCUCCCAGUCCUCAAUAGUGUCCAGUCUCCAGCGGGAACGGGGGAUUGCAACUGAUAUGAACUCUUACCGGGGGCCUCGAUACUCCGGGGGUAGUCAACCUCUAUCUCCCUUGGGACCUCGCCCCAAUGACUACCGAGGGUUCGCAGCAGGGCGAACUGCUCCGGCCAUCUCAUCCAAUCCGCGAUCCGAUAUCUAUAAUGCUGAGGCACCUACAGCCGGUAUGGCUUAUGCUUUCCCCGACCCAGAUGUGGCUCGAUCAAGUUCAAUCUCAUCCACCGAGAAGUCCAACCCACCAUUCUCGCGAAAGGGCAGCACCGCGGAGUCGCUUAAUAGCAUGUACUCUGAGUCGCACAUCUCCAGAGGACAGCACGAACUACCACAGAAUGUACACCAUCAUCAUUCGUUACAGCAUAAGCAAGUGCGUGAUCUGAUCGGGGAAGCGGAGGCCUCGGGAGCCAACACACCAUAUAGUCGGACCCCGGAAUUACGUGUCACGCAUAAAUUGGCAGAGCGCAAGCGACGAAGCGAGAUGAAAGACUGUUUCGAAGCGUUACGCAUGCGUCUUCCACAGCCCCAAAAUAACAAGUCCAGCAAAUGGGAGACGCUCUCUCGGGCCAUCGAUUAUAUCACUGGUCUUGAGAAGAAUAUAGGCCAAAUUCGUCGAGAGGUUUCAGUGUUGCGGACGGAGAACGAAGAGCUCCGCGCUCAAUUACAGCAACAGACCAACGGCGCCUCUCGAACACCCUCGAUAUUUGAGCAUCACCCAAUGUCCGCGACACCGACCAAUGGGCAGGCCCCGCCACCGGUGUUUUCGGGCUUUGGUAAUGGCUCUGUGGUAGGCCAGGAUCAGCCUCGUACGCUCCCACCACUGAUGAAUGGUUCGGUUGCUCCGAUGCAGGGCAUUCAGUAUACCGACGAGCGACGAUAA